Messenger RNA from Cydia pomonella (codling moth), 2152 nucleotides. RefSeq names its product zinc finger protein 160-like. Gene Ontology annotation, molecular function: DNA-binding transcription activator activity, RNA polymerase II-specific; RNA polymerase II cis-regulatory region sequence-specific DNA binding. The record is from RefSeq and is a predicted model, not a curated record. Gene Ontology annotation, cellular component: nucleus. The transcript has 5 exons. NCBI's taxonomy places the organism in Eukaryota, Metazoa, Arthropoda, Insecta, Lepidoptera, Tortricidae. Gene Ontology annotation, biological process: regulation of transcription by RNA polymerase II. The coding region runs from base 452 to 1558 and encodes 368 amino acids.
GUGAAAUGUCAAUGUCACGUCACAACACUAUUAUGGAAGGUAGAGGCAAGGACCAGAAACUCCUUAGGCAGAAUUUUUGCAAAAGUGUCCAGCUGUCAACUAUAAAUAAUAGUUCCAAAUCUCUCCAGAGUAGCGCUAGGAUAGCUAAGAACCUAGGCGUUAUUGACGGAGUGAAGUGCGCUGUCUAUAAUUAUAUUUUUUUCUCAAGUAUUCUAGGUAUUGUAGCGCCACCUAUUUCACUAUUUGUCGGACACUUUUUGGUAUGUGGAGAUUUUGUUCCUUGCCUCUACCUUCCAUAAAUACUAGGUUAUCAUAUGACAUCACGCACACUAUUACUUAUUCUGUGGUCAGAUCAGAAAUGAAUGUCACUUGUCAAAUAUAUAUCAUUCCACGUGUCUAUGACCGUAAUAUGAUAAGAUUCAUUGGUUCCAUGUUCGUAUAAGCGACUGACAUGUCUCUGUCUGGUGCCGCUAUGAUGGAGGGAGUUGCGGAGUUUGUGAGAGUGAAAGAGGAGCUUAACUGGGAGCAAAAUGCGGACGAGAGUAUUGUGCUGUUGCCUGAACACAGAAUAGAGAGGCUUAAGGACGAGCCAGUAUUCGAGGACCCCUUAUGCCCCGACACAGAAUGUAAAGGCCCAGAGCACUAUGGCCAGGACAAGGCUGGACUUGUGCCGGACCACGGCCAGUCUUUGGUGGAAAAAGUUGAAUUAGAAACAGACUGGGUGAAAGACGAGCACUGUAAGGAGGAGCUCUUGCGGUACACAAGAUCCUGUGGGCCCGGGCUCUAUGCCGAACAGGACAAGGCAGAGCUUGUGCCGAAGCAAGGGCAGUCUAUAAUGACCCAGAAUGAGGCGACAAACCGAACAGUAUCCGCUAAACAAGAUCCACUGCAGGAGUGCGAAAUUCCACACAAGUCCAUCUUUGACCAGCACCCAUCACCGCAGAGUCACGCAGGAGAGACUGCUGACCGACGAACAGCUGUAGCGGGUACCCCCCAGGACAUCGACGAAAUAUUCAAAUGCGAGACUUGUGGCAAAACAUUUAAUCAAAUAUUCUACUUAACCUCACAUAUGCAACUACACAAGUACAACUUGGAAAUGAUUGAAAGUAUUGAAACUGAGACGAAAGCAUACUCCUGCGAAAGCUGCGGAAAACAGUUCGCGACUAAAAAACUUUUAUAUGAGCACGAAUUGGAUCACAUACCUCAUGAGUUCCCUUGCGAAAUAUGUGGUAAAAUGUUUAGUUUUAAGUAUCAACUGACGAAUCAUGCAAGAAUUCACACGGGUGAGAAGCCAUAUAAGUGCACUAUGUGUACAAAACAAUUCGCGUUUCAUAGCAAUUUAAUUAGACAUGAACGACGGCACACUGAAGAAAAACUGUAUAGGUGCAAUGUAUGCGAUAUGCGCUUCAGAUAUUACAGUAAGUUUACUGUUCACAGGCGGAUUCAUACUAUACGCAUAAAGAUCCCCUGUGACGAAUGUGGAAAACUAUUUUUCGAUAUAGAAUCUCUAACUAUUCAUAGAAGGAUUCAUACUGGUGAAAAACCCUACUCCUGCUAAAUAUGCGGUAAAAAUACAUACAUACAUUUAAGAAAUUUCAAACCAACUUACCAAAAUGCAUCACAGGGAGACAUUGCCUAAAUAAAUUCAAAAACUUAUUGAAAAAUAGAAAAAGACGUAAGGAGUGUUACAUUUGGGAAAUCGUUUAAGUCAUUGUGGUUUGUAUUAGCACGAGUUCAAGAUAUUUUCUUGUAAUUAUUGUGUGAGAAAGAAUUUAAAAUCAUAUAAAUUAAAAGAAAAUGAAAGAAGAUCCAUUGGCGAGAACCCAUACAGUUGCGAAAUAUGCCAAUUGCCCAAUUAAGGUUAAAUAGGAGAAAACGUACCCGAUAUACGAGUUCUUAGCUGGAUUUAGGAGCAAACCUCGUUAUUGUAUGUUGCAGUUCUUUGGAAAUAACUGUUGGAAAAAAUGAUGUACCUUAAAUUCGAUAUUAACAGGUACGGUCACGCUCCGUGAUUGGCGAGCCAUUUAGAGUCCUAACUAAAUUGGUCAUGAAUACUUACCCUAUAGAAGGUCGAAUUAAGCUAGAACUGCAUAAGAAAAUCAUAAGUCCAAAUCCUAUUAUGGGUUUAGUGAUUAAACUAUAGUAAUCUAAA